This is a messenger RNA of Penicillium salamii, 1494 nucleotides long. The record is from the annotation of a GenBank genome assembly. Lineage: Eukaryota; Fungi; Ascomycota; Eurotiomycetes; Eurotiales; Aspergillaceae.
AUGGCAAGGUCACAAAGCCAUGAUUUCGCAUAUUUGCCUAGCGAUAUCUUCUGGAUGAUCCUAGCUUAUUUGGGAGCCGAAGAUAUUGUGCGUUGUCGUCGCGUCUCGCGCGCCUGGCAUGCCGCCCUUACCAACCCUGCUAUUCUCAUCCCAUUCUUGAAAAGAGAAUUUCCAUGGACAACGGAAGUCAAGAAGUUGAAUUCAAGCUCAGGGUCUGCAAAUCAAGAUUCAGCCCUUGAACUCUUCGAUCGAGUCGCUUCUCGAUGCCAUUCCCUGGAGCGAGGGAAACCCCGCUCUGUCCAAACGAUCCAACUAUGCAAUAACUUCGGCAGCACUGGAGAUCUUGAAUGGUACCAGGUGCAGCCAUGGGACUCUCACUCCAGCCAAAAAAAAAUAUUGGUUGACCGCCAGUUUCCAGAAGCUUUUUGGACUGUCGAGGACAACUUGCUUGUUUAUCCCAGCGCGGUGCACCAAUGUCUCGUACUGAGAGAUUUGGAAACGGACCGUCAGUUUAUGGUGCCAUUUAUCAUCACCGGCAAGGUCAUUCGCCGUGUCCGUCUGGCAAAACGACUACUUGUGAUUGAAUGGGCUGAACCAAAGGCCUUCCACUGGCUGAAUGAUAGUGAUGGCGUUCAUCGUCACUUCGCAUCAUCGUUCCAUGUCUCGAAAAACGCGAAUCAUGGCUGGAACAUCGCACCGCGUAAUGAGUGGAAAAUCAUGUUCUUGGGUCAUCCCUUGAGCGAUCGCGAUCGCUUCUUCUCUUCCCAUAACAAUACCCACUAUGUGAUCUAUAUCUGGCAACCCAACCGAAGCCUCUACACAGCAGAUGAAGACGCGCCCAUCGAAUCCUUAUUUGUUUGGGAUAUUUCCAAAGAAUCAUCCUACCGGCCAUCACUGGACCCCACAGGGCAGUUGAGAGAUCCUGAUACACCAGAUGAUUCACCGCACAUCGUUUCGCGAUUCAGCUUCCGGGAUUUGGAGUUCUUCGGUGUUCGUCAACGAGGCUGUCCCAGGAUCCAAAGACUGAGCAUAACAGAUGAUUCUAGGGCGAUAGAAAUCUCAGAAAGUGUGACCGUCCACCAAUCAGUACCAGCUCUACCUUUGUCGCCUUCUUUGAUGUCAGUCACUACAAGCAUCCCCUUGGCUAGACAUGGGCCCCAUUGGCAACGGGAAUGUGAGGGUGAAAUACCGCCAUAUCGUGGAAGCUUUGGCCUAAACCCCGAGAUGAUUGGUCACGAUAGGAUGAUACCUAUUCCAUUGUAUGAAAUGCUUGCCCAUGUCUCCACUGGCGAUGUUAGCUUUUGUCUUGAGUUUGAUCCUUUUCUGCGGAGUGCCGAUGAGGUCUUCCGGUUGACGAUCCAGACUCCUCGAUCCCGAUGUACGGAUGAUCAUCACGUUGACUUCGCGGGCAGAGGGAAGGUUGCGGGUUGUGAGCGGUAUCUGGUGGGCGAAAACAGCAAUCGGGAGCUGAUCAUCUACCGAUUCGAUAGAUAG